AUGCCCAAGGCUUCAAAGAGGCAGAAGGAGAAGAAGGCCGACUUUCAGAAGACCAAGCUCAAGCUCGGCAAAGGGAAGCAGGCUGCCAACAAUGCUACCGACGUCUCCUUCAAAGCCAAGACCAUCGCCUUACCGCAACAAUCGAUCAAUGUGGACAAAUCCGGCAAGCUAGUCAACUCUCGCAACCUUACAACAGCAGAUCUUGCGCUACAGCUUCGUCACUACUCGGCAGGCGUUCGACGAGAUGCUGUCUCGGGCAUCAAAGAGAUCCUCACGCUUCAUCCGAGUCUGAUGCUGACAGACGCAGCACCGCUCGUGCCCGAACUCUCACGAUGUGUUGGCGACGACGAUGCAGCAGUCCGAAAGCAGCUGCACGCUUUGCUGCUGUGGAUGCUCCCGCAGAUCCCCGCUCAGCUGCUUGGUCCCUACCACAACACACUGCUCCUCUUCACUACUUCUGCUCUCAGCCACAUCUAUCCCGAGGUGCGCCUCGAUGCCAUCAAGAUCCUCGACGUUUGUCUCGAUGCACUGCCACACAUCGCGACUGUAGGCUGGGAGAACGCGGUCCACAAGAUGGCGAAUGCCAUCUCGUCGGCUGCUCACGGACCGACCCAGUCCAAUCCAGCCGGACCAAGCAAUGCAUCACACCAGCCCCAUGGAGAGCGAAUCAUGAACUGCUACCUCAAUCUUUUGGGCAUCACCCAAAAGUCAGGCUCAGCCGCUUCCAUUACUGCCACUGAUCUUGCACCUGGCGCAAAGCUCCUCAUCAUCAAGUCUCUCAGAUCUUUCUUGACGUAUGCACUUCGAUCGACCUCCAGGGACAGUUCGGAUGGCGACGAUGCACAGAGCUGCCCGACUUGGUUCUUCCGGUCCGCCUUUGCUUCUUCGGCCGAGUACGAGUACUUUCAGCGCAUCCUCACCCGUCAUACCGUUCCUGAACGAUCGCGUUGCAUCUCUGUCAGACAAUCGAACGAGGUCGACUCGCAGACGAGCACUUCAACGUCCUAUUCGGACUGGCCCUUCAUAGAGCAAGCAGCGAAGUCCCUCAUGGAUCUGACGACCUCUUCGGGCGCUUCGCUCAAUCAGUCCGACCUCUUCACCUCUCUUCACUCCGCACUCGGUUUAAGGCCUUCGUCUCCGUCGGAUAUGUCGCGAUCUUCCUCCGGCAAGCAGACGCAAUCGGCUGCGUUGUCGCUGUACACUCUUCUAGACCCCGUGCUGCUCGCAUCCUUCCUCGAUACCGCCCCGUCCGCUUUCCAACCGGAUCUCGAUCUUUCGCAGCAAUUUCGCGGUCAGAACGUUGGGCUCUCCACUCCUGCACAGCUCAUCUUCGAGCUCAUCAGUCUCAUUCUAGCUUUGUGGCGAGGCUCUUCAUCUUCUGUGCGUACCCAGGCUCGAACGUCGCUCGCCAACAUGCUCGGCCACAUCUCGGUCUACUUUCCCUUCAGCCACAGGACCGGAUCCAGCGGACUCUCGGCAAAAGCGAAAUCGGCCGUCGUCCAGAUCGACCUUGCCUAUGCUGAACUGGCAGCCCUGUUGGCCCUCAGCAAUACCAAGCUCGACAAAGUCAAGUCCAAGUUCAACGCCGAGGUGCAAAUCGCCUCCGUGUCUGCCUUCAUUGCCGAGCUUCUCUCGACACCCAUGACAGAGAGCGGCACCGUCUCCCUUGCAAGCGUCGGUGCAUCCGCAGCCAGCGUUCUGGAUCCCGACACGUUCCGUGCUCUGCUUCCGACUCUGUGGUUCCUGCUGGGCUCGGAACACGAUACGCUACUAGACAGCUUGCUUGCUAGCUACCACGCCCACGCCACACAGCAUCGCGUCAAGCCGGUUCUCUUCGAGUUUCUCGCACGUGCUUUCCUGCUUUCCAAGGUGAGGGCAGAGACGCCUUUCACGAUAAGGGAACGCGAUCGCAUCCUGGAGAGCCUGUUGUCGACGCUACCUCGCAGCCUGUGGGAGGCUUCCUCUUCCACCGCUGGCCACGCAUUCGCCGCGGUGCAACUCGAAUUCCUGCACUUUCUGCUAUUGCUACCCUCGCCACCCGCCACGCUCGCCUGCGAAAAGCUUGGUCCAUUCUACUGGAUUCGUCACCCCACCAAGAAGGUCUCGGGACCUGGCCCCUUCAGCAAGCUUCCACGCAUAAGCUGCAAGCUCGCCAUCGAUCUCAUCUCCCUCUUGAAGGGUCGUGAUGAAAAGCUCGACAAAGCUAUGUCUCAAGCGCUGCAGUUUGUGCAGAAUCAGGCGUAA
Molecule: messenger RNA, 2244 nt
Organism: Pseudozyma hubeiensis SY62
Lineage: Eukaryota; Fungi; Basidiomycota; Ustilaginomycetes; Ustilaginales; Ustilaginaceae
Exons: 1
Coding region: 1-2244 (747 amino acids)
Biological process (GO): rRNA processing
Cellular component (GO): nucleus
Source: RefSeq, a predicted model, not a curated record